AUGACACAGCAACACCAUCAUCAAAACGACACAGCAACACCAUCAACAAAACGACACAGGAACACCAUCAACAAAACGACACAGGAACACCAUCAACAAAACGACACAGCAACACUUUCAAAAAACGACACAGGAACACCAUCAACAAAACGACACAGGAACACCAUCAACAAAACGACACAGGAACACCAUCAACAAAACGACACAGGAACACCAUCAACAAAACGACACAGGAACACCAUCAACAAAACGACACAGGAACAUCAUCAACAAAACGACACAGGAACACCAUCAACAAAACGACACAGCGACACCAUCAACAAAACGACACAGGAACACCAUCAACAAAAUGACACAGAAACACCAUCAACAAAACGACACAGGAACAUUUUCAACAAAACGACACAGCAACAUUUUCAACAAAACGACAUAGCAACACCAUCAACAAAACGACACAGGGACACCAUUAACAAAACGACACAGAAACUUCAUCAACAAAACGACACAGAAACACCUUCAACAAAACGAAACAGCAACACCAUCAACAAAACGAAACAGGAACACCAUCAACAAAACGACGCAGCAAGACCAUCAACCAGACCACAAUCUAGCCUCCACAAGAAACCUUAA
Physella acuta is the source of this 630-nucleotide messenger RNA. RefSeq names its product G-box-binding factor-like. NCBI's taxonomy places the organism in Eukaryota, Metazoa, Mollusca, Gastropoda, Physidae. The record is from RefSeq and is a predicted model, not a curated record.